ACGGACCGGUCAUUCAAUGCGCACACAGUCGUUAUGUGCUCAACACAUUAUUAUAAUAUUAUAAUAGACCGAGCUCGCAACACAGUCCGUGUCUCGUAUGCUGCCACUGCCGUCCAAACGACCGGUGCUCGCUCGUUCUGACUCAGUCCGUGAAUUUCGGUUUGAUUUUCGUGUCGGUCGAGUUUUACGUUUCCGUUCGAUUCGUUUUUUCGAGUACGGUCCGACGCGACGUUCGUAUUUUCGUAUUUCACGUGUGCGAUUUAGUAUGUGCAUUUAAAUAUUAAUAUUAUACUACACACACACACACAUCCGCAUAAAUAAUACAUAACCUCGGUAAAAUAUAUCACACAGACUACUUCCACAAGUAACACUCGGUUGUCUAAUCCAACGCACGACGGUCAGCGGCGAUCUCCAGCAGACUACAACACAAAAUAUGGACGACACGGAAUCAUCGUGUCCGAAAUGCGUUUUCGACCGUUUGCCACCGGAAAUGAUCCGUUUCAUAUUCCGGAAGCAGUCCACGGACGACCUUCUGCAGGCGUCGGCGACCACCGACCGGUUGUACCGAGUGGCCCAGCAUCACAUGUACGUGUCGGAAGGCGCGCUGCUAGUGCGCGGUGGCCAGGACACGGCGGCCACGGUGACGCGGACGUACGACGUGCGGAACGUGACGUCGCUGUACCUGGUGGACGUGUUCGACUUUGACCGCGACGUGCCCCGACAGCUGAGACGGCGCGGCGACGACGCCGAACCCGACGAAGGCGGUGAACGGGGCGACGACGACGACGGCGGCGGCAGUGGAUGUAGCGACGACGAAUGCAGCGACGGCGAAUGUAACGGCGGCGACGAGUGCCGCCGGACGUCCGCAGCGUUGGAAGUGUUGCACGUGGGCUACGGUCGCGACGUGCAGUACGCCAACCUUCCGGCUGACGGUUUGCGCCGCCUGUUGUCCGGCGUCCGCGCCCGACGGGUGUGCUUCAGCAACGUGGUGAUGACGGCCGACGACGUGGCCGACGCGGUGACGGCCAUGCUCGAGGCCCGCGGCCACGUCGACGACUCGGACGAAAACAACGACUUGGACGAAGACGACAGCGACGGCGACGGCGACGACCGCGACGAGGACGAGGACGAGGUCGGCUCGGCGGGCGACGACCUCGACCGACGGCCGCCGGUGUUGAGGUGUUCGCACGAUCGAGCCGACGACCGUCGCGUGGUCGAACUCAUGGACGCCGUGGAGCGAACGUGCGCCGGUCUGCUGUCCGAGUUCAGGGUGACCGUCAGGCGGCCGGCGCCUCACGCGUACGCCGUCUACCCGGUGUCCCGGUGCGGGAGCGCGGCCGACUGGGACGACGCGACCAACGCCGCGGACGCCUCCGCCUCCGUGGCCGCAGAGACGCCCGAAGACUUGCUGGCGCUCACGGCGGCCGACUGUUCGGGACUGGGACCGGCCGCGUACAAGCGGUUGGUGCCCGCGUGCCGCCGGUUGCGCCGGUUGACGAUGAAGGCCGCCCGGCAAGCGGACGACGACGGGUUCGCCGCCGUGGCCGGGAUGCCGUCACUCCAACACUUGCACGUGGAAGGCAUGUCGAACGUCACUUCGGACGGUCUGCUCGGCGGUCUCUUGAACGCCACCGGAUUGCAGUCACUGGGCCUGGCCGACUGUCCGUACGUGACGGACGACGUGCUGCGCCGGAUCGGCGAAAUGAGACAGUUGCACAGUCUCCGGCUGGACCUGACCGACUGCGACAAGACGACGGCCGACGGCGUGACGGAUAUGCUUUCCGGAUGCGAGCGGCUCCGCGAACUGGACCUGACGCUGCCGCUGAACGCCGGUUACGUGGCCGCGGCCGCGUCCGCCAGCCGCCUGGAACAGCUCCGCACGUUCCGGUUGACGUUCGAGCUGCUGUCGUUCCAAGACCACCUAGACGAUCAGCCGGCCGACGACGAUUGGCAACAGUCGCUGGUCGACGGUUUCCCCGACCGCGUCGAGUUCACCGUCCGGAAGACGUUCACCAGGAUCACGGUUACGGUCGACUGAUCGACCACGAUACCACCACCGCGGUGACUGCGACCGAAUAUCACCGCCGCCUUGCCACUUAUAAUAUUAUGGUGGCCGAUGUCGACGCGAGUACACACUCGAAGUCCGACGGCACACUCGUAUCGGUGAACGAAAACGAUUACUGAGAUAUUAUUUUAGUACCCUAACCCCCAGACAACUCUCCGAGCAGGGACGCUAUUUGUGGGUGAAGGUGGCCGGUGCUCUCUGACGCGUCUGUUUUUCCGCUUCGUAGGGGGCCCGCCGUAAAAAUAUUUGCAUACACUCCGAUGACCGUUGCAUAAAAGUAAAAAAAAAAACUCAUAAUAAUGUCAACAACAGAAAAUUAUUUAUACCUAUUUAAUAUACAUAUAAUUGACGUAUGUUAUUUGUAUGCACGACAAAAACCAUUUCCGAUUUGCAACUUUCCGUUUUUUUUUUUUCAUAUAUAAUCGCCUUCAAUAAUGUUAUAUAACUCUUCAACUCAAUUACCGUACAUACAUAAAAUACAUAUUGUGUACUAAUAAUAUAUAUUAUCCGUACAUACAUAAAAUACAUAUUGUGUAUUAAUAAUAUUAUCCGUACUUACCAUGAAGGAGAACUGAGAAGUGAUCUAACGACGAAAAAAAAAACUGGCAAGCUUACACGUUGGCACGUUUAAAAAAAGGCAAAUGGCGUCACUGACUGAGAACCUUUAGAACUACUAGCUUAUUAGGAGGUCUGUUUUUGACUUGUUAGGGUGAGAGUAAACUCUCAUCCUUUUAUGCACUCGUUACCUCUGUCGUCGUACGACAAGAUAUGUCAUUGAGUUUGGUCGACAUCGAUAUCGAUUCUUAUGCACGUCUGAUUUCGAUUUAUUGCCGAGUGUGCGUUCACCGAUUUUCGCGAGAUUCGAAUGCUGUCACACACACUGAAGUGCAUCGUACGGACUUACAUUUAAUGUAACCCAUAAAAAAUGCACAAUCAUUAAUAAUCAUAAUAAUAUAGUUAUAUCGUUAUCGUUAUCGUAUAUCCAUAUUACUUUAUUAUAUUAUUCAUACUCACUCCUACAUAACUUAUAUUAUUUAUCUUACUUUAUAAUACCUACUAUUGUCUUGUUAUUAUUAUUUAUACUAUUUAUAAAAUACCGAAACUAGUCAAAAAUCAAAAAUAGUUGUUAUCGAUAAUAAUAAUUAUGUUUUGUUGAUCUUAACGUUAUACGUACAUAUAUAUAUUUUUUUAUUCUACAUAUUGUAAAUAUUAUAGUCAUUAUGAAUGGUUUUUUAUUUGUAUUGAAAUAUAUUUUGAUUCCUGUAAAA
Molecule: messenger RNA, 3333 nt
Organism: Aphis gossypii (cotton aphid)
Lineage: Eukaryota; Metazoa; Arthropoda; Insecta; Hemiptera; Aphididae
Exons: 3
Coding region: 434-2038 (534 amino acids)
Biological process (GO): SCF-dependent proteasomal ubiquitin-dependent protein catabolic process
Cellular component (GO): SCF ubiquitin ligase complex
Source: RefSeq, a predicted model, not a curated record